AUGUCAAAUCCUAGACCUUUCACCCAGUUUAGAAUCAUGGUGGGCUCAUACGAACAUAACUUGUUGUGUUUGUCGCUCACCAUCAAAGGCAAAAACGAGCCUGUGUUCACCCCGAUCUUCCAUUUCCAGGCGCAUGCAUUAUCGAUCAAGUCCAUCGACAUCGCCAAAAGAUACUUGGUCACAGGCUCUAACGACGAGCACAUCCGUAUCUACGAUUUGCAGAAGAGAAAGGAGCUUGGCACUUUGUUGAGUCACCAAGGUACCGUGACGACAUUACGUUUCUCUUCGGAAACUACUGAAGACAACCAUAGUGAAAAGUCAGGUAAAUGGCUCUUAUCGGGGUCUGAAGAUGGCAAAAUCAUCAUCUGGCGCACAAAAGACUGGGAGAUGUUCGGCACCUUGAAGGGUCACCAGGGUCGUAUCAACGACUUGGAUAUCCAUCCCUCCGGUAGAGUUGCAAUCUCUGUUUCCACAGACAAGACUGUGAGAUUGUGGAACUUGAUGACGGCAAAAAAGGCUGCAGUAUUGAAAAUCAAGGGGCGUGAUCAUUUGGGUCAAUCCGGUGAGUUCGUUCGGUGGUCUACCUCUGGAAAGCAUUUUGUUGUGGGGUUGAUGACGCAACUCUUCAUUUAUGCGCUUGGAGAAGAAGCUGAAUUGCUAAGAAAGAUCCAGUUCAAGACAACCUUGAUGUGUUUGGAGGUGUUGGACAUUCAGGGAACUGAAUACUUGGUCACGGGCCAUAGUAACGGAACCGUUGAGUUCUUGAAGUUUAACAAGGCAUUAGAAGAGGAGAACCCCGAGCCAGAGUUCGUUUUGAGGGGCCAUUCCAACCGUGUCAAGGGUUUGGCCUAUUUCUGCAACGCAGAGACUUCCGGCAUUCCAUACUUGGUUUCUGUUUCAAGUGACGGUAAGAUUGUUGUGUGGGAUGUAAGUGAGUCUGUACGUGACCAGGUGGCCGUGUAUGACAGUGGAGAGAGAUUAAACUGUAUUGCCGUGUGUGCCGAGACGGUGGAGAAGGCAGACACCAUGAAGAGAAGAUACAAUGAGCUUGAGGGUAAUGAGCCCAGUGAAUCCGAAUACGAGACUGACGGAGAAGAGGUAAGAAAACUCAUGUUGGACACUGGUAAGAAAAAGAAGGGAAAGAAGGCCAAGAAGGCCAAGAGCAAGGUGACUGUCACCUUGGAGUAA
Messenger RNA from Sungouiella intermedia, 1188 nucleotides. Lineage: Eukaryota; Fungi; Ascomycota; Pichiomycetes; Serinales; Metschnikowiaceae. The record is from the annotation of a GenBank genome assembly.